UCCGGGCAGGAAGACGCUCCCGGCUCCGCCACAGACGCUCGGUUCGGUGUUUCAGGGUGAAAGAUGCAGAGCGGCGCUCACGGCUUCGACCCGGGGAGUUCUAUAAAGCAUCCUCAGACCGUCCUGCGCUCUCUGCUCUGGGCAUUUUCUGUUGCGGUCUUAACGAUCGGUGCGUCGUCUCUGGUGAAUGUCAAGUGUGUGUUUAUCCAGACCUGCAGCCUCACAAUGGGAGUUGGAAUCCUGACCUUCUUGGGCUGUGUUGUGGUUCUCCUACUGGAUGUUUUCUUCCUGAAAAUCAGCAAUGCCAAAGUGAGGAAAUAUAUCGUGACAGGGAAUUUGAUCUUCACAGGGUUUUGGACCGUGUUGUGGUUCAUCUGCUUCUGCUUCCUGUUGAACCUGUGGGAAAACCAGUUCCACUAUCCCCGCUGGUACAGGAGAAAUGACGAUGAACACCAUCCUGUCCUCGGCUUCUCCUUCUUCUCCAUCCUAUCCUGGAGCGUCUUGUUCUGCUUUGCGUAUCAACACUAUCGUGAGGAAGUGACUGACUUCAACCAGGAACACAUUGACAAAUGCCGCCCCUGCACCAUCACCUGUGUCCCGCAGCCAGGGCAGACCGGGGAGCCCCAGCCUCCAUCUGACUCACAGGCAUGAAUGCCACCAGGAAUAUUUCCCGCGGUCUCGUGGUUCACUCCGCUGUACCAAAGAAAAACUGGUGGUUUGUGAAGCUGGUCCUCCUUCAGCCUCAGUGCAGCUCCUCUGUGCUCCUUUGCGUAGCGAUGGCUUUACUGCGUGAACUUGAGGGUGUGCAGUGGGUUCAUCAGAAUUUCAAACGUCUGAAAUAAAGACAUUUCAUUUUUGCACUAGUGUGAUCUGUUAUGAUUCAACGUCAGCUAAUGCAACCCACAUCGUCCUGUCUUUGGUCUUCACUUAGAUUUUUAAAGCUGUUUUCUUUUGUCUGGUCUUUUAUUUGACGUAGCUUGAAAUGGUAAGACGGAUGCUUUAAAAUGCUACUUCAGCACUUUGGAAACAGUUCAUGAAAUCAGUACAAUAAUCAAUGGACAAUUGAUAUUAAAAGUACCUUUCCAGGAAUGUAAAACAUGAGACCCUCUGGACGGCAAACAGCUCAAAUGAAGCAUCUGUUAUCAUCUUCAGUGCUGCUCGUAUAAGUGCCUUUAACAAUGUUCAAUGUAUGGAAAAGCAAUUUAAAGAAAAAAUAAAUAAA
Salarias fasciatus (jewelled blenny) is the source of this 1222-nucleotide messenger RNA. RefSeq names its product synaptogyrin-2-like. Gene Ontology annotation, cellular component: neuromuscular junction; synaptic vesicle membrane. Bases 64 to 651 code for a protein of 195 amino acids. NCBI's taxonomy places the organism in Eukaryota, Metazoa, Chordata, Actinopteri, Blenniiformes, Blenniidae. The transcript is spliced from 5 exons. The record is from RefSeq and is a predicted model, not a curated record.